AUGGCAAUAAUAACAAAAAAAAAGAACCAAAUUAUAAAAAAAGGGAAAUCAAAAAAUAUGGUUCCAAGUAUGAAAAAUAGUAAAGAUGGAAAAAAAGUAGGAGAGAAAAAAAAAGAUAAAUAUAAUAUAUGUUCCAAUCCAUUUUUACAAAAGGAAGAUAUAAAACCGUUUGAUAUAAGUAAUAUGGAAUAUGACCACAUUGAGUCCGAAAUUGAGGAAGAAAAAAAAUUAGAACAGCAAAAAAUUCAACAAGAUAAAGCUUCUUUCAACUUAUUGCUGAAAAAAAGAAUUAAACAGAUGAAUAAACAAACGGAAAACACUCAAGACAAAGAGGAUGAUAGAUAUUCGUUUCAAGAUGAAAUUGCGGAUUUUGGAAAAAGCUGGUACGAAGAAAAACUAGUUAAUGAUAUCCCAAGAAAAUUGACCAUUUUUUAA
This is a messenger RNA of Plasmodium falciparum 3D7, 435 nucleotides long. RefSeq lists its product as uncharacterized. The record is from RefSeq and is a predicted model, not a curated record. Lineage: Eukaryota; Apicomplexa; Aconoidasida; Haemosporida; Plasmodiidae.